AAAAAGGCUGUCCCGCUACCGGAGCCAAUUGCGUGGGUGUGUCAUCUCUCAAUUGCGAGGCUUCAACUUGCUGUUCCAGCGACCCAAAGAUGGAUGGCCACCAGCAAAGCCAGAAGGAUCCUUUGGAAUUUGCCAGGAGUGAGUCGAAAAACUCACCGGAUAGCAAUUGGAUUGUGCAGAAGUUUGGAGGUACCAGUGUUGGGAAAUUCGCAUUGAACAUCAUUGAUCAAGUGGUAUUACCAAGUCUACUCGAACACCGCGUGGCUAUAGUCUGUUCGGCACGGAGUAGUUCAACGAAGGCUGCAGGAACCACGAACCGUCUGUUGCGAGCAGCUCGGGAUGCGGAAGACGCUCUAUCACAAGAAUAUGCUUCCCUUGUUGAGGCAGUCCGGCUCGAACAUAUCCAGGUCGUUGACGAUCAAAUCCAGUCUAAGGUGCUCAAGUCCCGGCUCGUUUCAGAGAUAAACAACGAAUGCGACAAAGUACUUCGAGUCUUGGAGGCUGCACAGACACUAGGAGAAAUAAGCGCACGAUGCGUGGAUAAAGUGAUCAGUACAGGAGAAAAAUUGAGUUGUCGCUUAAUGGCCGCAUAUAUUCAAGACCGCGGGGUGGAUUCACAGUACGUGGAUCUAGCUGAGGUCAUCGACUUUCCUAUUUCGAAUCAGGGCCUCGACCAGGACUUCUACAAUAAUCUCGCUGCAGCUCUUGGCCGAAAGAUUCGGGCUUGUGAAAACAAAGUACCAGUUGUUACUGGCUUUUUUGGAACCGUGCCCGGGGGCCUCCUCGAUCAGAUUGGCCGCGGUUAUACUGAUCUCUGCGCCGCCCUCGUUGCUGUUGGAAUAGAUGCCAAGGAACUUCAAGUCUGGAAAGAGGUCGAUGGAAUAUUCACCGCAGAUCCCCGGAAGGUGCCUACUGCACGCCUUUUACCUGCAAUCACGCCAGCUGAAGCAGCUGAACUGACAUUCUACGGUUCGGAGGUAAUUCAUCCCUUCACCAUGGAGCAAGUCAUCCGCGCCAAGAUUCCAAUUCGCAUAAAGAAUGUUAUGAACCCAAGAGGUGAUGGCACCGUGAUCUUUCCAGACUCUACUUUCGAAUUGGAGAAGACAACUCCAGGCCAUGAUCCGAGGCUAUUCCGUACCCGCAGCCCUAGUCUUGUGCAGCGGCCUAAACGCCCAACGGCGGUAACGAUUAAGCACAAGAUAUUGGUGAUUAAUGUACAUUCCAACAAACGUUCGCUCUCACAUGGAUUUUUCGCUGGGAUAUUCUCCGUUCUCGACAGGUGGAGACUUUCAAUUGAUUUGAUCUCUACGAGCGAGGUUCAUGUCUCGAUGGCUCUUCAUUCGGAAAUGCCUCUCCUCAAUGGAGUCGGGAGGGAUGAAUAUCAAGUUAUUGAUGAAGAUCUCAAAGGUGCUUUGCGCGACCUGCAGCGAUAUGGUACAGUUGAUAUCAUCCCCGAGAUGGCAAUCCUUAGUCUUGUCGGGAAACAGAUGAAAAAUAUGAUCGGAGUAGCUGGCCGGAUGUUUUCUACCCUAGGUGAGAAUAAUGUCAAUAUUGAGAUGAUUUCCCAAGGUGCAAGUGAGAUCAACAUCUCAUGUGUCAUUGAAGAGAGAGACGCUGAUCGUGCCUUAAAUAUCAUCCACACCAGCAUGUUCACGUUCUUGGACUGAAAAGUGCUCUUUGUCUUCCCUUAUACUUUUGCGUCGCGCUACCUUCCAGAUUUUGUGUCCGUCUCUAACGCUAUGAUGUCCAUAAUCACCCUUAUGUCUUUCCAAACUACAAGAGUCACGUGCAUAUAAACAGCUGUGUAGUUGAUCAUGCUUCUUUCCUCCCUUUCUUUCUAUCUCCUUUUUUCCUUUCGUCGGUUGCAGGUCCGUCUAAUGCAGAUAGAUUCUUGGCUUUCCUUGUAUGCCCCAGGUUGUUCAUGUAUUGGCGUCAAGUUCAUUUUCUCUGGUCUACCGGGGUUGGCUUACCUUUAUACAUUUUUUGAUUUAUCUGUCCUUUUUGUCUAUUAUAGAGUUUCAUUUCCUCGCAAUACCUCUCCCAUUAUUCAUAAGGAAUGUUUCUAGUUAAGUUUUCUUCGGUUUAUUCAUCACAUUGCUGAAUAACUAACUAGUCAUCUAUCAGAAUGGCUUAGUUAUAUGGCGAGGUCCGGAUGUCCAGAUUAAUUUUGCUUCCAAU
Molecule: messenger RNA, 2178 nt
Organism: Aspergillus welwitschiae
Lineage: Eukaryota; Fungi; Ascomycota; Eurotiomycetes; Eurotiales; Aspergillaceae
Product: aspartate kinase
Exons: 4
Coding region: 90-1667 (525 amino acids)
Biological process (GO): amino acid biosynthetic process
Molecular function (GO): aspartate kinase activity
Source: RefSeq, a predicted model, not a curated record